AUGUACACAUCAAAGGUUAUGACUUCAAAGCAGGAAGAUGCUGCCUUGAACAACUUUCUUCAGUUCAUUGAAGACAAGGGACUGAGGGCUUAUGAUGCCUUGGUGAUUCAAAAUGCCUCAGACAUUGCUCGUGAAAAUGACCGCAUGCGAAGUGAAACAAACUUGGCAUACCUCAAAGAAAAAAGUGAAAGAAGAUUGAGGCAAGAGGAAGCAAUAAAACGAUUAGGUGCAGAGGUUGGGAAAGGAAGUGAUGGUACUUGCAUGGGAAAACACUUCCGUUUGGGAUUCAUGACACUGCCUGCUCCUCAGGACCGCCUGCCACAUCCCUGUGCCAGUGGCUUUUCUGUCAGGUCUCAGUCACUUCACUCUGUUGGAGGUGGUGAUGAUGAAAGUCAUACCUGUGCUCGAAAACAGCCGCCUCCAAAGCCCAAGCGAGAUCCAAGUACAAAGCUCAGCAUCUCAGCAGAAACCGUCAAUGUGGGAUUUGUAGAAAGUUCUGGAAAAAAUGAUUUGCACAAUAACACACUUGUUUCACUUUGCCUAGCUUCAACAAAACCCAGACCACACAGCGAUGAAUACGGCAAAAGGAUCCCACCUCCGAAACCGAGACGUGACCCGAACACACAGCUCAGCACUUCCUUUGAUGAAACCUACGGCACUAAACAAGGCAGCAGGAAGGCAAUGGCUGUGGGAAGCAAGGAAAAUUCUCUAGGACAAACGGUCAGUUCCUCCCAGGGCACUGAUGAAGAGGAGCCUGUCUACAUUGAAAUGGUUGGGAAUAUAUUACGGGAUGUUAAAAGGGAUGAUGAUGAUCAAAGCGAAGCUGUUUAUGAAGAAAUGAAAUAUCCGAUGUUUGAUGAGGUGGCCCAGGAUCUCAAAUGGAUCAGCGCAGCCAAUGCAGAUCCUCAUUCUCAGUGUGCCACUCCUACUGUGCCUGAUCUGGAAAUUACAAAGUCUUCAGUGCCAUCCACCCCAAAGGGCUUCUUUUGUGAGAUUCCACCUCCAUUUCCAAACCUGCUUCCUCAUCGUCCCCCACUCCUUGUGUUUCCCCCUGCUCCCACACAAUGCUCCCCAACCUCAGACGAGUCCCCUCUAACACCAUUGGAAGUUACUAAGCUGCCAGUACUGGAAACAAGUAUCUCCUACAUCAAACAGGCCAGUGCUUCCCCAUCAGCACUGCCAGCUCAGGCGGUUGGGUACCAGAAAGUUGAGAAAGACCUGCCCCCUUCUCAUGGAAUAUGUACCACUGGAAGGCCCUCCUCUCCACCACUCCCUUCAACUCUUUACAGGACACCGUCACCUCAUAGUCUUCAAAGUCACUUUAGCCACUCGAUAUCCCCAUCUCCAGUCACCAUGGGUCGCUCCAUGACUCCUUUGGGCCUAAAAAGACCCCCACCCUACGAGUCCAUCCAUCCAACACCAAGGUGUUCCUCCGCAGUGCCUCAGUCUACAUCGAAAGCCCCCAUACAGGAAGGAGGCAAAACAGGAAACUCUUCGACAUCUCAUGGAGCUGUGCACACUGGGGCACGUUCCAGAACACCAACCAGCCCCCUGGAAGAGCUCAGUUGUCUCUUUACCUCAGGAAGGAGUCUGCUGAGGAAAUCCGCAAGUGGGAGGAAAUCCAAGGAACCCAUGGAAAAACCAGGGGAGGACCUAAAGGGGCGAAGUUUUAGCUCUGAACUGGUGUCAAAGUCAGAAAGCAAAGAGAAAGGGGCUCAUGGUGUUUCUGGAGAACCGAUCAAAUCUCAGGAAUGGGAUGGGAGCCCUAGGCCACCGGCGCCAGUGACGAGUCGAAUGGGGAGGUCCUCAGUCAGCCCGACACAGUUAGCAGGACACAGCAACUCUGAGACCACACAGUCAGAGGCCAAGGCGAGCUGCAAGCUGGGUCGAUCUGCUUCGACUUCAGGUGUACCUCCUCCAUCCACCGCUCCUCUCAGGCAGUCCAGCGAGACACAACAGAGCCAGGUACCAUCGCUACAAUGGUUCUAUGGAGACAACACAAUACUUGAAAUGAUUGAGAAGAAGCGAUGUCUGUGCAAAGAGAUUAAGUCCCGACAGAAGCCAGAUAAAGGCCUUUGUAAACAAGACAGCAUGCCCAUCCUUCCCAGCUGGAAGAAAAACAACGUUACAAAGAACCUGAAACCGGCAGCACCUCCCUGUACCAAACAGCAAACUGUUCUGUGGGACACAGCGAUCUGACAAAAGUCCUCUGUGAAACAUGCUUCCCCCAAGGUUUCGACCUCUGACCACCACAGGACCCCUCAAAGGGUCAUUUCCGAGAAUGACCGUUGCGACCUUUGCCAUCCCCAUCGGUCAGCCCACCUGGCCAAAUUCGGCAUCAAUGACUGAGUUUGCCUUGAGGAGACCCUGGUUCACUGUGACUGGAGCCAACACAUCACAUCACAUG
Messenger RNA from Rhincodon typus (whale shark), 2407 nucleotides. RefSeq names its product neuronal tyrosine-phosphorylated phosphoinositide-3-kinase adaptor 2a (gene nyap2a). Bases 1 to 2199 code for a protein of 732 amino acids. NCBI's taxonomy places the organism in Eukaryota, Metazoa, Chordata, Chondrichthyes, Orectolobiformes, Rhincodontidae. Gene Ontology annotation, biological process: neuron projection morphogenesis; phosphatidylinositol 3-kinase/protein kinase B signal transduction. The transcript has 7 exons. The record is from RefSeq and is a predicted model, not a curated record.